UCGAGUCGAUCGGACGUUGUUAUUCUUCCGUUACGUCGUCGUAAAGUUACACAAAAAUUUUGAAAAAUAAAAAAAAUUUCCCAAUCAUACAAACAUCUAUUUUGAGAGAGAACCAAAUUCGUUCGAAGAAGAAAAAAAAGUUCACCCUUUUCUUUUUUUUUUUUUUGAUGAUUUUUAAGGAAAUAUACAAAAAUUUACGAGAUCGACUUUGAAAAGAUAAAAUAUCUAAAACUUCGUUUUUUUUUCGGAUACGGAUACGUUCAAUAAAAGUGCAAACUACAAAAAUGCAUACAAAUGCUGUGAAUUAUAAAUAACAAAAAAAAAAAUUUUUUUUUUAUAAAAAAGUGUUUUUUUGCAAAAACGCAAAAAAAAUAAGAUUUUUGAUUUUGAAAUCAAGAAAUGUGUACUCAAACCUCGAUCAUGUCGAAAACAAUUCUUUCGGUAUUGAUCAACUUCAUUAUCCCCAUUUUGGGAGCCGCCUUAUCAAAAACCGUCCUCUAUCAAGCCCCUGACGAGUGUCGGUGGUCCGGUAACACCGAAACCGAUAUCGUACUCGUUUGUCAACUCCGAACCAUAAAUAGUGAACUUGAAAAUACAAACUUUAGCGUUAUUCAACCUCAAAAUACAAUCCGGCUUCGAUUGGAGUGCAACGAUGCACUUUUCUUUCAAAGUAGUUUGAGCGCCGAUAGUUUUCGAUCGUUAAUUGAAUUACGCGCGUUAACUAUUGAAUAUUGUAAACUCGGCAAUAUUACCGAAGGAUCCUUUCGAGGACUUCAAGAACUCCGAAAUCUUACAAUUCGCACCCACAAUGCCGAUUGGUCGACUAUGAGUCUCGAAAUCGCGCCAAAUGCCUUUGCCGAUUUUCGUCAACUCGAUCGUUUAGACUUGAGCUUGAAUAAUAUCUGGCUUGUUCCCGAUGGAAUCAUCUGCCCACUCAAGACUCUAACCCAUUUAAAUAUGUCCCACAAUGAAAUCCAAGAUUUAGGUAACUUCCAUUUUAGUGCGUCACUAAGCACAAGGAAGUCCCGAAUUUGUGGAAAUGCCAUCAUCAAUCUUGAUCUGUCCAGCAACAAAAUUGCCAAUCUUCCAUCAGCGAUCUUUUCUGCUUUGGGAAGAGUUAAGAAGCUUAAACUCGGUCGGAAUGGUAUGAAUUUCAUUGCCGAUCGAGCUUUUGAAGGUCUCGUCUCAUUAUCCAUCAUCGAUCUAUCUGAAAAUCGUUUAACUUCACUCCCACCAGAGCUCUUCUCCGAAGCUAAAUACGUCAAAGAGAUCUAUCUUCGUAAUAACAGCAUAAAUGUCCUUGCUCCAGGACUUUUCUCCGAACUUGCCGAUCUUUUGGUUCUUGAUUUAUCUGCAAAUGAAUUGAAUUCGCAGUGGAUUAAUGCGGUGACAUUUGUCGGCCUUAAACGAUUGAUCUUGCUCGACUUGUCUUCCAACAAAAUAAGCAAACUCGAGCAAAGUAUUUUUCGUAGUUUGGGAAGUCUUCAAGUUCUCAAAUUGGAAGAAAAUUAUAUCGAUCAUAUUCCCGAUAACACCUUUGCUGAUCUUACCAACCUUCACACACUGAUCUUGUCCAACAAUCGGAUUACCAUGAUCGGUGCCAACACUCUUCGAGGACUCAAUAAUAUCCUGGUUUUAUCUAUGGAUUAUAAUCGCAUAUCCAAAGUCGAUCCAAUGGCUUUUAAGAACUGCACCAGUGUCCAAGAUCUCCAUUUAAAUGGCAAUAAGCUUUUAACAGUUCCAGAAGCUUUGGGCCAAGUUCCAUUUUUAAAAACCCUCGACAUUGGGGAGAAUCUCAUCACAACCAUCGAGAACACCAGCAUCAGUGUCAUGGAAAGUCUCUAUGGUCUCCGUUUGACCGAAAACUCCAUCGACUACAUCCGCCGAGGCAUCUUCGAUCGCAUGACAUCUCUUCAAAUCGUCAACUUAUCCGGCAACAAGAUCAAAGGCAUCGAACCAGGUGCCUUCCAUAGAAACUACCAGAUUCAAGCCAUCCGACUUGAUGGGAAUCACCUAAAAAGCAUCACCGGACUCUUCACCGAGCUUCAAAACCUGGUUUGGUUGAACAUAUCUGACAACCAUCUCGAGAAAUUCGACUAUGGACACAUCCCGACAGGUCUACAAUGGUUAGAUGUUCGAGCUAACCGAAUUACCCAAUUGGGAAAUUACUUUGAAAUCGAGACCGAACUUAUGUUGAGCACUUUCGAUGCUAGCGCCAAUCGUCUAACCGAAAUCACAGCCAGUUCGAUCCCCAACAGUGUCGAAGUACUCCACUUGAAUGACAAUCAAAUUGAAAAAAUCCAACCAUACACAUUUUUCAAGAAACCAAAUCUUACCAAAGUCGAUUUAGUUCGCAACAAACUAACCACUUUGGAACCAAACGCUCUUCGGUUGUCACCCAUUCCCGAUGACAAAGAAAUCCCAGAAUUUUUCAUUGGCUCCAAUCCAUUCCAAUGCGAUUGCAAUCUAGAUUGGUUGCAGAAGAUCAACACCGAAGCCCGGACCCAACCAAAACUCAUGGACUUGGAUCAAAUCUAUUGCAAGCUGUCAUAUGCCAGAGGCAAGACACAUGUUCCAUUGAUCGAAGCGAAAUCUAAUGAGUUCCUUUGUAAAUAUGAAGCACAUUGCUUUGCUCUGUGUCAUUGUUGUGACUAUUACGCCUGUGAUUGUAAGAUGCAAUGUCCGGAUCGUUGUUCGUGCUAUCACGAUCAAAGUUGGACAUCAAAUGUUGUGGAUUGUUCGCGUGGCAGUUAUGAUCGUGAGCUGCCACAACAUAUACCAAUGGAUGCCACUCAACUGUAUUUGGAUGGAAAUAGUUUUAGCGAGUUGGGAAGUCAUUCGUUUAUUGGCAGAAAGAGGUUGAGAGUUUUGCAUUUGAAUCAUUCAAGAAUUGAGAUUAUUCACAAUAGAACUUUUUAUGGGCUACUCGAGUUGGAAGUUCUCCAGCUCAAUCACAAUAAUUUGAGACAGUUGAAUGGUAAUGAGUUCCAAGGGCUUGAUAAUUUACAGGAGCUCUAUCUUCAACAUAACAAUAUUGCUACAAUCGAUUCGCUCACUUUUACCCAUCUCUAUCAUUUGAAGAUUCUUCGACUCGAUCAUAAUCUACUCGUCGAAUUCAGCAUCUGGAAUUUCUUGCCACCCUACCUGAACGAGCUCCGGCUCUCUGGGAACCCUUGGACGUGUGAAUGUGAAUUCAUCGACAAGUUCCGUGAUUACAUCAAUCGUCAUGACUCAGUGCAAGAUCGCAACAAGAUCAAAUGUACAGAGGCCAGCAAAGUGGCGAUCGGCAGCAACACCACGACCACAGUCAAUGGCGAGAUGCUUUCGAUCUAUGCAAAUGCCAAUGACUCAGCGACUGGUGGACGCAUCAUUGCCUGUGGCAUUAACAAUCGAUCCAACUCGAUCACCAACAGUUCGGAUGCUGAGAGUAUGGCUUCGAGCGGAAAUCUCACGUCUACCAAAAUGAUCCUCAAUCAGCCGCCAUUCCAGGAUUAUCUCCCGAUACUUGUGGCUAUUUUGACUGGUUUUGCAUUCGUGAUCAUUUGCACCUUGGUGGUGUUUAUUUUCCGGCAAGAGAUGCGUGUUUGGUGUCAUUCACGGUUUGGUAUUCGUCUGUUUUACAAUGCCAAUAAGGAUGUGGAUAAAGGUGAACGGGAGAAACUGUUCGAUGCAUUUAUUUCGUACAGUUCGAAGGAUGAAGCAUUUGUGGCUGAAGAGCUUGCUCCUGAGCUUGAAAAUGGUGACACUCGGUACAAACUCUGCCUACAUCAUCGCGAUUUCCCUGUGGGCGCUUAUAUAGCCGAUACAAUCGUGCAAGCAAUCGAUUCAUCGCGUCGCACGAUCAUGGUGCUAUCGGAGAAUUUCAUAAAAUCCGAAUGGUGUCGAUUCGAGUUCAAAUCAGCUCAUCAUCAAGUUCUGCGUGAUCGAAGAAGACGAUUGAUCGUGAUCGUGUUGGGCGAUGUGCCACAAAAAGAUCUCGAUCCAGAUAUUCGAUUGUAUUUGAAGACGAAUACCUAUUUGCAAUGGGGAGAUAAAUUGUUUUGGGAGAAGUUGAGAUUUGCAUUGCCAGAUGUGCCGAAUAAUCAACGUCGCCCACAUGGUGGACAUUGUCCAGGAGUGCAUAUACCGAUGGCGCCACACCAUCAUAAUCCGCAUCAUCAUUUGCAUCAUUUUCAACCGCAACCGCAUCAUUUGCAGCAUUCCAGUUUCAGGGGUAAUAAUAUGCAUCAUAAUUUAAUGGCUGGCACGACGAGGCAAAAUCACAAUCGGAAUAAUAAUUCGACUCCACAACAGCAGCAGUCACAACAACAACAACAACAACAACAGCAGAUGCUGCAACAUUCAGAGCAGCAGCAACAACAGAGAUCACCACAUAUGCCCCAUGUGGGUAAUGUAGUUGGGCCACCAGUUCCUGGAACAGCAAUGCCAGUUGGACAGUGUCAAAGAAAUGCAUCACCUCGAACUGUAGCUGUGCAUAUAUGAUAAUGUGUAUUAUUUUUGCCCAUAAAGUGUACAAUAAAAUGCCUCAAGUGAUACAUAAUUGUAAAGUCCAUUGAAUAAGUGUAAAUAUAAGAAAAAAAUUGAAUCCACAAGGUGGAUAGAACAUAAAAUAAACAGUGUGGAAUGUAAGUUCCUUAAAAUCAUCAUAUUCAUGAUAAAAACAUUUUUUGAGAGAUUUCUAUGAAUUUAAAAACAAUCACCACUUUGUUAAAAUGAAAUUCAAUAUCUAUGUGUGAAUUGUAGUGAAAAAUAAACUAAAAUUUUCAAUGGCAAAGCCACUACGAUCGUUGUGGAACGUAAGUUGGAAUUUUGUAAAAUCGAAUCACGUUCGUUUUUUGUUUUUGCUUACAUCUCGUGCUACACGACUGCGAGAAAGACAGAUAUGCAAAUUGAGAGGAGAACGAAGCCAGUGUCCAAGAAAAGGAGUCGUCGAUUUCCUGCCAUCACCACAAGAAGAAAAAAAAAAUUAAAAAAAUGAAAACAACAAAAGACGCCAGCAAACAAAGACUGAUCAUCAUCAUCAUUAUCAUCAUCCUUUGGCUUCUGCAGGUAUGGCAAUUUUAUUCUGUCUUUUUCUAUUGAAUUCAAUAAAAAAAAAAUAAGAAAAA
Episyrphus balteatus (marmalade hoverfly) is the source of this 5108-nucleotide messenger RNA. It is a transcript of the gene Tollo, whose product is annotated as toll-like receptor Tollo. The coding region runs from base 400 to 4482 and encodes 1360 amino acids. Gene Ontology annotation, biological process: signal transduction. The record is from RefSeq and is a predicted model, not a curated record. Gene Ontology annotation, cellular component: extracellular matrix. The transcript has a single exon. NCBI's taxonomy places the organism in Eukaryota, Metazoa, Arthropoda, Insecta, Diptera, Syrphidae. Gene Ontology annotation, molecular function: protein binding.